AUGCAAGAAAGUCUGACUCCAGGUUCAUCCGCCCCCCUUAAUAUUCAUGACAAGCGCUUUGCCGCCCUGUACGAAUUGGGCGGCAAGAUUACGGAGCUCUUUGCCAAAGAGCUGAUUUCACAAUCAGGCUUACCUUGGUCUAGUCAAGAGCCUUUGGUAAUCCUUGACAAUGCCUGUGGAACGGGCGCCGUCUCAAGCGUCCUUCAUCAUACUAUCGGCAACGACAAGAAAGCUAACUGGCAUUUGACCUGUGGUGAUAAGUCAGAGAAUAUGCUCCAUUAUACCAGACAGAAAAUGCUCCAGGAAGAAUGGCAUAAUGCUGAAGUGAAGAUCGUAAAUGCACAAGACACUCGUCUGCCGAGUGCACACUUUACUCAUAUAUUCACGGCCUUUGCUUUUAAUCUCUUCCCUGACGAUAAGUCUGCUAUGAAAGGUAGCCCCGUGAAUGCGUCAGAAUACUUCAACCAGGUGGCAUCUUAG
Molecule: messenger RNA, 480 nt
Organism: Aspergillus oryzae RIB40
Lineage: Eukaryota; Fungi; Ascomycota; Eurotiomycetes; Eurotiales; Aspergillaceae
Product: class I SAM-dependent methyltransferase
Exons: 3
Coding region: 1-480 (159 amino acids)
Source: RefSeq, a predicted model, not a curated record